UAUGCUGUUUUUCUUCAACACCAGAGUACCAAGCCCAUCUGUCUUUCCCCAUGACCUGACUCAGCAUAAAGGCCCACUUCAGAUAACAGAAGAAGUUUUUUUCUUUUUUUCUUUUUUUUUACACGUGGUCACACACUCAGCUUAUGUAGUCCCACUUAUUCAGGCAGCUACUCAGUCGGACAUGGCUUUGUUGUCCGUCCUCACACCCGUCCUCGCGUUGGUCCUUUGCAUGGUGGCAGGCUUUCUGUUUCUGAAAUCUCGUGCACCGCAAUCCAACCUGAAAGAAGGGGGACAAGGUAAGGGGCCCUCAAAAAGUGGCUUCAGACCCUGGGUGGAUCAGGACUUGCAGGAUGACACAAUAUUAGCAGAAGGAGGAGGAGAUGAAGAUGAAUGGGUGGAAAACGACGAAGAGAAGGAACUAGCGCAUGUGCCCUAUUCACCCCAACGAUACCCAGAGGAGGCCAUGCUGCAGAGGUCCAGUGAUUUUUACUGCCUGAUGAACCAGCGGAGAUCUGUCCGAUUCAUAAGCCCUGAACCAGUCCCAAGAGAAGUCAUCAAUAAUGUCAUCCUCACUGCAGGGACGGCGCCAAGUGGAGCUCACACAGAGCCCUGGACAUUUGUUGUUGUGUCUGAUCCAGAGACAAAGCACCAGAUCAGGCUGAUUGUUGAGGAAGAGGAGGAGGUGAACUACCGCCAGAGGAUGGGAGAUAAGUGGGUCCAUGAUUUGGCCCCAUUAAGAACAAACUGGAUUAAAGAAUACUUGGAUGUUGCUCCAUACCUGAUCCUCAUUUUUAAACAGGCUUAUGGGAUUCUACCAAAUGGCAAAAAGAAGACCCACUAUUACAAUGAAAUCAGUGUCUCCAUAUCCUGUGGGAUCCUUCUUGCAGCUUUACAGAAUGUAGGCCUUGUUACCGUCACAUCCACACCCCUGAACUGCGGCCCACAGCUCAGGCUCCUCCUCAAACGACCAGCCAAUGAGAAGCUGCUGAUGCUGCUUCCUGUGGGUUAUCCAGCUGCUGACGCUACGGUGCCGGACUUGAAACGGAAACAUCUGGAGGAUAUCCUGGUGGCCAUCUGAACUAAUUAGUAACAUCUGUAAAAGUGUAUCAGUUUCUUAAAUAUAAAAUUUGUUAAUCUAAAUUAUAUUGACAGCUCAAGAGAAAAUUGAUGCUUUUUUUAGUAGUUGCUGUUGAUGGUUCUGUUUGGCGAACAAUGUUUUUUGCUCUUUUUAAACAUUAUAAAUCAUGGGUAUUCAGUAAUAAGAUGGAAUAAUGUCCAAAGUAGCUGCUGCAUGGCUGUUUUCUCAAUGUGUCUCUCUUGGACAUGAGUUAUUAAUGCAAUGUGAACCUGUCCUUUAAAAUAUUUACAUUGUUUAGCUCCUUUUUGCUUUGCAAAAAAAUAACAUUUUUUUUUCUAAACACAAUAUUUUAGAUACUCAAUGCUAUAAUUAUAAAACCUAUAGAUCUGUUUUCUACCACUUGUCUAUCAGGCCAGGAUUCCAAACCCGGUGACUUCUUGCUGAAGGGUACCAGUACUGCAAACUCCACCAUGCAAAAAUGUAUAUUUUAUUUUCUAUUUACAAUCAGUCAAAAGGCCAAAAUCACAAACACACUAAUUCCAUUAUUAACACAAACACACCUAAUGGGACAAUUGGAGGGGUCAAUUACUCUGGCAUAUAUAUCUAGAUUCUGAAGGGAUACAACUUGUUGAUUAUGUUAUUAACUACAAGUUAAUAACAUAAUACACUGAAAAAAUAAUGCAACUGCUUUUGAUACUUAAUCAUAUUUAGUUACUUUAACACAAUUAUUUCACGUUAGCAGGGUAGGACAUAAAAAGUUUUGUGUUAACGUAACUAGAUAUGAUUAAGUAAAUGCCAAAAGCAGUUGCAACAUUUUUUAGUGUAUAAGCACAAUUGCCAUCAGACUUUAAGAUAUACAGUUAUAUGGUGCUGAGGGGAACAGUGAAAGAUGAUCUAAUGUAAUAAUUAGCACAUGGCAUUUUUCACUUUCAUGUGUGAUUGUGCAACUUUCGGCUGUCUCCAACACAAAAUGUUGAUUUUAUGCAUGUUACAUUUCAGGUAGGUGACAUGCAGCAUGACAGCUUAGACUUAUGUUAGUUAAAUAAAAAAGAAAAGCCAAAUAAAGAUACGAGAAAGCAAUGCAUAUGGAACACUUGGGCAUAUUUGAACUCUUUUUUUUUUCUUGCUAUAAAUAUGCAGUCAUCAAAAGCACGUAAAAAAAAAGAAUCAGAGUUGGGCACCAUAUAUUUGCUUAUGAAGCACGACACUGAAUGAAAUAUUGCGACUAUAAAGACAUUUUGUUAAUUUUUGGUUCAAAAUAGUACGGUUGAACAGCUUUGAUAGUUUUUUGGAAGCUAAAUGAAUUAAGUUUUGUAAACCACACCUUUCCUGUAGUAGAAACUUAAAUUAUGAACCAAAAAGGGCAAAAAGCGCUUGUACUUCUUGCGGAGGAUGAGUAGAGCCCACCUGCCCCCACAUAUCCUCACCACCUUCUACAGAAGCACCAUAGAAAGCGUUCUGACCAGCUGUCUCACUGUGUGGAGUUUAGACACUAAACUAGCUCUCUUGUUUUAAUCACUUUCUGCUCUUCCUUUAAUGAAAUAGCAUCACCUGGGACCCCUCAGGCACAUAAAAAGUUGCCUGAUUCUGUCAUUUUCCAUCUACUGACCCUCCCAAACAACUCACAUAUUUGUCAGUAAAGCUAAGUGCUCCCACAUCUCUCUUUCUUCAUGGUGCCCAUCUACAUUAAGAUCCAGAAUUCUGAGAUUAAAGUCAGAAUUUUGAGAAAAAAAGUCAAAAUUUUGAGAUUAAAGUAUUUUUUCUCAUAAUGUCUAAAAAUCAGUUAACUUUUUAUUUAUUUUAUUUUUUUUAGUGGCCCUUUUACUCUUCCAUACUGCCGGUCAAAAUGGGAGACAGCUAUAUAUUUGACAUGUAGGUUCACAUCCAGGCCGUUAUGGUCUGUAUUUAAACAGGAGAACCAGCUUUUAAAUCUUUCCUUGGAAAAAAUUCAGAAAUCAAAAGCAAAAGGUUUGUCAUAUCCCCUCUUUGUUUUUUUUUUCAGCCCUCCCUCGAUACAAAUUAAAGAAUAAUGCUUACUUGGCUUUUUUUUGUGUGUGUUAUGUAUUUUUUUUAAUUAUUUUUACGUAUUCAUUUAUCUUUCAUUACAAUUCUGUUAUAUUCGACGUAUGUAAUCAUAGAUAUCCUUGAUUUUCGAUUUUUUUUCUCUCUCUCUUUUUAAAGUGUAUGGCAUAAACUUAACAUCUGUUUACCUCGCAACUUGAAAGAAAAGAAAAAAUAUCAAGAAAAGUGUUAGGAGGUAUGAUUGACUAUAUGUUGUGCUUAUUAUACUUUAUUGAUUGAGUUUGUCAUUGUUACUGUUCCAAAUAAAGUUAUUUAAAAAAAAAGGAAAAGAAAAGAAAAAAAGGUU
This is a messenger RNA of Cyprinodon tularosa, 3446 nucleotides long. RefSeq names its product iodotyrosine deiodinase (gene iyd). Bases 2 to 1078 code for a protein of 358 amino acids. Gene Ontology annotation, molecular function: oxidoreductase activity. The record is from RefSeq and is a predicted model, not a curated record. Lineage: Eukaryota; Metazoa; Chordata; Actinopteri; Cyprinodontiformes; Cyprinodontidae. The transcript has 5 exons.